Molecule: messenger RNA, 1308 nt
Organism: Rhizophagus irregularis DAOM 181602=DAOM 197198
Lineage: Eukaryota; Fungi; Glomeromycota; Glomeromycetes; Glomerales; Glomeraceae
Source: RefSeq, a predicted model, not a curated record
AUAUGAUGGAAAUAUUCAUCCAGAUGAAUGGAUAAAAGAUUUUCAAAAAUAUGAUUAUUAUUGGCGUGAAAGAUACCAUUUAACAUGUUUGGAAAUGGCCAAAUCAUUAGUAGAUUCUACAAUCAAAAUCCCAACUAAAAUUCGUGAUAUUGAAGAACUUCGUAACGCACUUAAAGAAGAUAUUUCUUUUACAAUAUUUAAAAAUACAAAUAAAAGAAUUUUACAAUCAUUAAAAUAUAUUCCUGAAAGAAAAGGUGGCAAUACGUCAAAAUUUAUUUCAAAUUUUCGCAAAUUGUGUUACAAUUCAGAAAUAAAUGACGUAGAAGAACAAAAGAAGUAUCUUUAUAAUUCACUUCCAAUAGGUCAUUUGUAUUAUAUUUCAAAUAUAUUUUAUAAAAAAAUGAAAAAUGUGAAUUCAAACAAUGAAUUAAUUAAAAAAUUCGAAGAUAUUAUUGUUGAUGAAGCAAAUUUAAUUACAAAUGAAUCUGUUGUAGCAUUAAAACAUGUUGCUACAGGAAAAUAUUUAAGUUCAAUUAAAAAUUUACGUUAUGAGACUGGAAACAAUUUGAUUUUUGUAGGAAGCUCAGAUCCUGUUCCAAAUUCUUUAUGGAAGGUUAAAUUUGAUAAUGAAUUUGCUACUUAUACAAAUAGUUCUAUAAAGUUACAACACAUCAAUAGUUGGCAAUUUCUUGGAAUAAAUAAUGGUUAUAAAUCUCCGUCAAAUAAUCAUACAGAAGUGAGUUGUAAAUACAGCCCUAACGAUAUAUAUUGGAGUGAGAAUUGGAAAUUUAAUCAUAGUAAAUUAGCAAAUCAUCAAGGAUAUUUAAAAUCAAAUGAUAUUAUUAAUCUUAGUAUUGAGAACCGUUAUUAUAAUAAUAAAGUUGAAUUUCUACGUAGUCAUGAUAUUCAAUUUACUAUUGAGAAUAAUACUUAUCAAGAAGUUGUUUGUCAUAAUGAAAGAUUAGGAGGAAAUGACGAAUGGUGUAUUGAACUUAUAAAGCAAGCUUAAAAUUACUUUAAAUAGCAAAGUGUAAGUAGGUCAAAUCAACUACUAAUUUGCUCAUAUACAUCAUUUCUUCAAAUAAUUGUAUUUUAAAUAAUCAUGAACUUAAAAAAAUCUAUCCGUACUUGUUUAGUUAAUUAUAUAUUAUGUAAUUUUAUUUACUCUACUACAAGUUUAAAAUUUCUCAACAAAUUUGUUUGGGUCAAUAAUUACAUUUGAGUACAACUUUAAAAUUAUAUGAACAAGUGACGUAAAACUUUAGCAUGUUCCUUCUAAAUAAAAGAAAAAAAGGAUGGAUAAAAAAU